AUGUCUCCGCCCAUGGACACCAGUUACCUUACAACUCAGGUGAAUACGAUCAUUGGUCAACUACACACGAUAUGGGAUGAGAUUGGUAUACCUCGCAAUGAGCGCGAAUCGCGAGAAACAGAGCUCUUCGCCGCUCUUUCAGAUACUCUACACAAUCAGCUUCGUGUGGUCAACUCACAGAAGAAUGAAAUCACAGAAGAAGCCAACGAUAUUAUCAAGACCAUCAAGCAGAUGGAAGCAUCACUAGAUGAUGAGAAACAGCGAGGCGGCUAUGACCUUGGUACUUCUGGCCUUCGAGUGACGUUUCCGCUCAACGAAUGUCUACGUGAUCUGAAAGAGAAACACAACAUUGUCUUAAGGCUCCACCGUGAGCGAUUCGAACAAGUCAAGAAGCUGGUCCAGGCUCUUGAGUCAUACUCGUCUCAUCUUGAGGCGUCGUUCGUCAAGAUUCGGCUCCCACCUACGAACAGCAGUACCUGUCCACCAAACUUCGAUUUGUCUCCUUCUUAUGUCGCCACACUCGAUGAAGAAUUUACCAGAGUGUAUGAUGAGUACAACAAACGAGUGAGCCUGGUCCAGAGCAUGGGCGAAGAAAUGAUCCGCCUUUGGUCCGAGCUGGGUAUUCCACAAGCGCAAACAGAUUCAUUCAUUGUACAGCACUACCGCGAAUCGCCUGAGCAGCUCGGGCUCCAUCAGUCAGAUGUUGAUAGAAUCAAAAGCAAGCGUGACAAGCUGGUCGACGAAAAGAAGAGCAGGGAAAAGAGGUUGGCCGACAUGAGAAAGGCUGUCGAAAACUUGUGGGACAGACUUGGUGUCGAAGAACCUGACCGGAAGGCUUUCCUCGCCGCCAAUCGCGGCUGUGGCCUCCGGACUAUCAAUGAAUUCGAGGACGAGCUGGCGAGACUCAACGAGUUGAAGCGACAAAACCUACACCUCUUUGUUGAAGAUGCACGUGUGAGACUUCAGGAACUCUGGGAUGUGCUGUAUUUCUCCGAAGAGGAGAUGCUCGAGUUUACUCCGGCUUUCUCGGACGUCUACAGUGAUGCCCUGCUUUCGGCGCACGAGGCGGAGAUUGAGAGAUUGACUGUACUCUCGGAACAGAGAGCACCCAUUCUCGAGGCCAUUGAGAAGCAUAAGUCGCUGGUUAACGAUAGAGAAUCGCUCGAAGCUUCGGCAGCUGAUGCCUCGCGGCUGCUGAUGAAACCUCAGAAAGGCGAAAAGCGCGACCCAGGUAAACUUCUUCGAGAAGAGAAAAUGCGCAAGCGCAUUGCGAAAGAGCUACCGAAGGUCGCUGCUGCUCUAGUCAAGACUCUGCAAAAGUACGAAGACGAUUAUGGCAAGCCGUUCUUGGUUCACGGUCAGAGCUACCUCGAGGAGCUGGAAGACAUGGAGACGAGAGCGCCGCCUCCUCGAUCAAAGACCCCGAAUGGGAUGGCACCACGGCCCAAAACUCCAGGUGCUCAGCAGACAAAACCCACACAGCCGAAGUCAGCUCCAUCAACUGCUGUACGGAAUCCGCCUUCACGUCCACAAAGCUCCAUGCGCGGACAUGCGCCUUCGAAAUCCGUUAGCAAAACACCUACUCUUAGUCGCGCGGGCUCGAACCGGUCACAAGCUCCACCUUCCGUAGCAUCAACCACUGUGCCGUCAGCUCAGAAAUCUCCGUCAAGGAUUCCAGCCAGAGUGCCACUUGCGCACCUUCAACACGGCGGCAACUCGCCUGAGCGUCGCCAACAACCUCACCUACAACAGCAAGGCGCACAGCCAAAUUACGCUGCCAGUGCACGAACAAUGGGCCCUCCUCGAGCUCCGCCUCCAAAGAUGCGUGAUCUUGCCGCGCAGCCUCCUCCCCAGCCCGCUCAUGCUCAGUACAACCCGGCUCAGUCGCAACGCCCAAUAAGCACUCGCUCGGACAGCUCGGAUGAGAGCGGACGCUAUGUUCGCCCAAUGUCUCCUGAAGAUGUCUACGACGAUCGGGAGCGCAUGUCAUAUAUGUCAGCGUCACUUGUGAAUCGGGAUCGCCAGCUCCAGCAAUAUCCUAGUGCUCCAAGACCUCCGUCCAGACAGCGGGAUCACGAUCCCUUCAAAUGCUCAACUACGCAGCAUUCAGCUGCGAUGGCUCCUCCACCUCGCCCGGACCCAACGUCACGACAGACUUCGAACACUUCUUCAAACAUGACGAACGGCACCACUGCCACGAGCAGCUCAGAAAACUGGGAGACUUACUCUGAUGUGAGCGAACUAGAGCCUGAUAGGGACGGUAGAGAUACAUACUAUCCCAACAGAUACGACCCAGCACCUCCACGACGGACGCAAGCCGCGCACUCUCACAUGGGGCCACCGCCACCAAAGAUGAGGCCGCAAGGCUACCACCCUGCCCCAGCGACUAUCCAUAUCACGGAUGAAAACCACUACAUGAUGGGCGAACGACUUGCCAGUGUAGAAGGUAGCGAGGGUGCUUGGAGCACGGAGGCUGAAGAGACGUAUUGA
Cyphellophora europaea CBS 101466 is the source of this 2490-nucleotide messenger RNA. RefSeq lists its product as uncharacterized. Gene Ontology annotation, molecular function: microtubule binding. The transcript has 2 exons. Bases 1 to 2490 code for a protein of 829 amino acids. The record is from RefSeq and is a predicted model, not a curated record. Gene Ontology annotation, cellular component: spindle; cytoplasm; mitotic spindle midzone. NCBI's taxonomy places the organism in Eukaryota, Fungi, Ascomycota, Eurotiomycetes, Chaetothyriales, Cyphellophoraceae. Gene Ontology annotation, biological process: mitotic spindle midzone assembly; microtubule cytoskeleton organization.